CGGAAAUCUAACGCUCCUUCUUCCUCCUCUUUUCAAACAGCAACCAUGCGAGGUGGGUGGGCUGAAGGAGAGGGACUGGCCCGAGGCACCCAGUUGACUUUCAUGCUAAAGCAAGACUAGAACUCACUGGCACCCGGUUACUAUCCCGGUGCCUUAACCACUAGACCAAGCUGACUCUCCAUCUCCCUCCAGUUAAUACAGGGGCCGUCCAGAAUUGAGGAAGGGUCCCAGUUCAGAAGCAGAAGAUGAGCAGCCGGGGUGGGGGUCGCGGCAGGGUGGGCAAGCCGGCAGCCAAGAGCUGGGCAGGCCGGCGAAGGGCUUCCGAUAACUCUCUUGACGCCUUCUGUCGCUCCUUUCCCAAAGCGCUCAUCAUGGCGCUCCUUCUCCGGCAAAAACUGCGGGUCCUGCGGCCGAGAGGAGGGGCAGGCGGGGCUUUCCCCAAAAGGGGGAGCAGCGGGGAAUGCCCAGAGGAAGUGAAAGUAGAGCCAGCUGCUCCAGCAAACGCCAGCAAACGCUCUUCUCUCAGUCGCCCUCCGGCAAACGCCUAGGAUGGCAGAGAUGGGGGUGUCCGCGCUGCUGCUGCUGCUGCUGCUGCUGCCGCCGCUCGCCGUGUCUUGCCUUCCGGGCUCCGGAGGAGAGCAAGUUCUCGCCGCGCCCACGGAGGUCCACUUCCAGGCCCGUGUCUUCCAUCACCUGGUUCGCUGGAAACCGGGCCCUAAAGUGGGCGCCGGAGUCCUGUACGAGGUGCAGUAUCGGCGGUAAGGGCAGGGCAGGGCAGGGCAGGGCAAGGCGGGAGAGAGAGCCGAGUCGGGUCGGGUGUGGUCCUUGCCUAUCCUCCGUGUCAGAACAGCCUUCGGCUUCACUUCCCGCCGCCCGCAGGCUCGGCAACGACAGCUGGAGGGCCGCCGCCAAUUGUACCCGGAUCGCGCUCGUCUUCUGUGACCUCACCUGCGAAACUCAGCAGCCCGCGGUUCACUACUUGGGCCGGGUGCGCGCCGUAGCCGGGAACAGCUCCUCCGCCUGGAGACUGACGCGCCGAUUUACGCCUGGCGAAGCAACUCUGUGGCUCUCCAAGGUGACCCUCUCCAGGAGUGGCAACCAGCUCCAUGUCUCUCUGCAGCUUCCCACCAGCUGCUGGGCCAACCUCACUUACGAAGGCAGCUAUGAGGCAUGGGGGGAAUAUCUUGCCCGAGUCCAAAGAGUGUCCAACAAUCAGGAGCUCCUGCAGGUCUACAGCAGCCUGGAAUUUGACCUGCCCCCACUGCUGUGGGGGGAGCAGUACUGCAUCAGUGUACAGCCUCGUGUGGCCUCCAGGCCAAACGCUGCUAACUGGACAGAGGAGCAGUGUGUCUCAAUACCCCCACUAGAAGAGUACUCUCUCCUUACCCCGAGUUUGGCCCUCCUGACUCUUCUAAGUCUUGGGAUUCUGGGUGCAGGACUGGGCUUGGCCUCUGCCUGCAAGAAGAAGCCCACAAGGAUGCCUUCAGUCCUGAAACCACCCCUCGGGCACAACUUCUGCUGGGGACUGAUGGAGAAAAGUGAAAUCUGCAUCCUACACAUGGAGACCGAGUCCGUCCAGCAGGUGUUCUUCCUGGAUCCACAGGACCACGCACACCUGGAGAGGAGAGGGAGCCAUUGCACUGCGGCAGUGCUUCCAGAGAAGACCUGCCAGCGGGACGAGGGCAGAGGGUUGGAGGAAGGCAGCGGCUGCAGUGCAGACAGUGGCAUUUGCCUGCAGGAAACCUCUGGCAGCCUGGACAAUCUGCAUUUCACCCUGGACAUUGGUCAAGAGACUGGCAUGCAGAAAGAUGCAGGAAGCUUUGGGAUGAAAGAGCAGCUGCUCCCUGGUGAGGGUUCACCACCCAAGGAUGUGACUCAGGCCCAUUUUUCUGGGUACAAGCAACAGUCAGGGGCUCCUUUGGAUCCUGAGGAUUGCCUGAGGCCUCCCUCCAGCACAGAUGGGGAGACGCUUCCUCAUCCUAGUCUGACUACUGGCUAUUUGAAGCAGACUUUCCUCGGAGCCCCCCCUGGCUUGCAAGGGGCUGCUCUCUCAAAGGACUUCUUUUAUCACGUGGAUCACUUUGGAGCGUAGGAAUUGCUCUGCAAGUCAGUGCAGAAGUUGGGCUUCUCUGGACAAGACCCUCCAUUGCCAUUUCCCCUCCAGUGACAGCUGAGCCAGGAUCCCAUCCCCAGAGCUUUCCUUCUCAGUGCUGGAUAUAAGAGGUCUGCCUCCCCCAACCCAGGGAUCCACAGAGGCAGGACCCUGCAGAGAACUUGAGAAGGGAAGAGGGAUCCCAGAUGCAAAGCUCCUGAUUGCUUCCUUGCAUUUUCUCUUGUUUUCAUGGGACGUAGCUCAAACAUUGGAAAUGGCACUCUCCUAGAAACCGGUCUGUGAGGUUGGAGGAGAAACCAGGCGUUCCAAAGGCAGAAACAAAAGCAAAGUCCUCGCUGAAUGAGCAGAGUUGGGACCAGCCACUCCAUCACUAAGUGAUCUGGUAAUUAAACAAGCCAUCCUGUGACCGUGACCUGUAUUUUUCCUGCCAGCUUCUCCCUUCGCUUUGCUUGUAUUAAGCUGGCUAGGAAGCUCACACGUUGGUCAUAUGACUGUGGGACACUGUGAUAAUUGUAACUGCCCGCUGGAUGCAAAGUGCCCGAAUCUCAAGAUAUAUCUGUGAGAAUACUACAACAGACGUAAAUGUGAGGACUGGCCGUAAAGUUACUUUUUUAGCACUGUCGUAGCUUUGAACAGUUGGUAAACAGGACAGUUGUUAAGCAAGAACCACCUGUAGUACGGGUCACUCUCCUGUUUUUUCUGAAAAGGAAAGGAAGACAAAAAGGGCCUUGCAUACGAGAAAGAGCACAAAGGAGAAUGCACACCAGUCUGGAGAGGACUGUGCUACGAAAAGAGAGAGUGGAGGCCUCUGGUAGAAAAAAGACCUGCAUUUUUGGAUCCUCUGCAACAGUUGGUAAACAUGAGCCUUGGUGCCAUCCAAAGGGCCCAGAGCUGCAACCCAGAAUGGGACUCCAUCAGUGGUGGGUUUCAAAUUUUUUUACUUCCGGUUCUGUGGGUGUGGCUUGGUGGGCGUGGCAUGGCAUGGCUUGGAGGGCGUGGCAUGGAAAGGAUACUGUAAAAUCUCCAUUCCCUCCCCACUCCCGAUCAGCUGGGACUUUGGAGGCAGAGAAUAGAUGGGGGCGGGGCCAGUCAGAAUUUUUACUACUGGUUCUCCAAACUACUCAAAAUUUCCGCUACCAGUUCUCCAGAACUGGUCAGAACCUGCUGAAACCCACCUCUGCUACAUACCAUUUAAAAGAGACAACCAAAAAGCCAAAAAAAGGAAGCAAAAAGACCAAAACACCUCCUCACCAGCAAUCAACAGCUAGAUGAGCAGAGGUUAAUACCAAGAUUAAUAUUAGGCCAACAAUCAAGCAGGAACUGGAGCAGUGAUAAAGACCCAGACCUCAGGCACCUGGAUAUCAUGGAGGACUCUGGGAUGAGGAGGUGGGGAUCGAGACUCUGCUCUUGGCUUGGAAUGGUGCUGGGCAACAGAGGGAGGGGGCGUUCAACUGCCCAGGUCUUCUGCAACUCACAGGACAAGCGGCUGCUCAACACAAGUCCACCUGGCUCCCUUCCCCCCACCCAGCCUCAAGAGCCAUCCUCCCAGGCCAAGCUUCCUAAAGAGGGUGCCCCAGACCAUUUUUUAUUUUAUUUAUUUAUUUAUUUUAUUUAAAGAAUUUAUAUAGCCACCCAACUCCAACAAUGUGAAAAGCUUACAAGAAACCACUAAAAUAAAAACAACAAACUAUCAGGUAGGGUUUUUGUGGUUAAUACAGUAGUCUGGACAAAAGGAUCAUCUUAAAAAGCCUUGGAUUUUUUUUGUACAAACCAAUUUUAUUUAUUUAUUUAUUUUAAACUCAGCUAAAUUAUUUUACCAAUUAUUUACCAAAUCUUUACCAAUGUCUUUUGCCUUAUUUAAUAAAUAUUGUUUAGCUAUGUGAUACUUCAGGAUUAAACUUUGAACACAGCACA
Ahaetulla prasina is the source of this 4027-nucleotide messenger RNA. RefSeq names its product interleukin 10 receptor subunit alpha (gene IL10RA). NCBI's taxonomy places the organism in Eukaryota, Metazoa, Chordata, Lepidosauria, Squamata, Colubridae. The record is from RefSeq and is a predicted model, not a curated record. The transcript is spliced from 6 exons. Gene Ontology annotation, molecular function: protein binding. Bases 461 to 2092 code for a protein of 543 amino acids.